AUGCGGUCCAGUCGAGACAUCGAAUACGUCACUGCAACGCGUUCGGAUCGUGAAGCUGCCCGGGCCGCGUUGGCAAAUUACUACUGCCCCGAGGAACCACUGACGUUCUCCCACCGGGACGGUCCUGCCAUUACACCAGACGAUAUGGACAAUUAUCUUUCCUUUCUCGAUCACAACGGUGUCAUCGUGGCUAGGCUUCGAGCGGAUCCCACCGAGCUGGUGGGCAUUUCGAUCGGUAGUCCCACGGACAGUGCUCUCAACGUUCCGAUCGAAACCCGCAAGUUUGCCGACAUUGUUGCAUUUCUCGGGAUGCUCUACGAACGUGCCUCCCUGCGGGCGCUUGGUUCUCGACCUUCGUACAACGUGCACGCCCUCGCGGUGAACCCGGCUUAUCGGGGUCUUGGGAUCGGUCGACGGCUGAUGGAAGAGCAGAUUGCUCUGGCUAAGCAAUGCAGCCAGCGAGCCUUCGACUCCGUGACGGUGGACGCAACGGGACCGUUCUCAGCCCGCAUCAUGCUUCAAGUGGGAAUGAAGGAAAUUCACCGGAUGCGUUUCGAAGACUACAAAGAUGAUCAAGGAAACCCCGUGUUCCGAAUGGCGCCUGGGGCUGAAGUUAUUACGUUCGAAAAGAUGCUGUAGGACGGAUACAGUUUUGUGAUAACAGUUAAACUUAAGAAGGAGCGAUAAAUAUCCUGUAUUGAAACAGAUUUCUGUUUGUAUUGGUUUAUUCCACUCUUUACAUCCAUUUUACAUACUUUUACAUUCUCUACUAGUGCGCACUUUCCCAGGAAAACAGACAGACUUGAAAAAUCAUUCACGACUUUCCUCGAUCUCGUUUUUCUCGUUUCAACGAACUGUAACCCUGUCUUCCUCAGACCAAAU
Messenger RNA from Anopheles coustani, 882 nucleotides. RefSeq lists its product as uncharacterized. Gene Ontology annotation, molecular function: N-acetyltransferase activity. Bases 1 to 639 code for a protein of 212 amino acids. The transcript has a single exon. NCBI's taxonomy places the organism in Eukaryota, Metazoa, Arthropoda, Insecta, Diptera, Culicidae. The record is from RefSeq and is a predicted model, not a curated record.